Messenger RNA from Cylindrotheca closterium, 252 nucleotides. NCBI's taxonomy places the organism in Eukaryota, Bacillariophyta, Bacillariophyceae, Bacillariales, Bacillariaceae. The record is from the annotation of a GenBank genome assembly.
AUGGUCGAAGGGGUGGAACUAUCGGAAGGAUGUCUUGGAACCCUCAGUGGCAUCGGGUUUGAUAUGGAUGGCAGCAUUGGAAACAAUGACAACGAGUCGGAAGACUUUGGCGACAACAAGAAAGAAGAUCCAGGGUAUUGCAAGAGAUUCACGAAAUCCGACACGAAUGGAAACAAUCGCAACUCCGCCAAGGACGGUGGUGGAAGCUUUGCAACUCUGCCUUGCAAGAAAUCAAGAAGCGGAUGGCUGUAA